AGGAAUCAGAAUUGGGAAUCACCCUCUCCCCUCCAACUACCACCAGUAGACUAAACAUCUGUUUGGGUUGUCUGUAUCUUUACCUCUUGUCUCCAGGAUUUUUGUUCCCAUAACAGGUAGAAAGACUGGACCUAGCAGAGGUGCCCCCACAAUGAGUCACUGUCCCCUGGGAUAAAUAGCCACAAACAGCAUGAAAAGCUGGCCAGAACUUGGGCACUAACUCCCAGGCCUUUGACAUUAGAGACAAACACUGGAGGUUUCCAUUCAUUUCACAAGGAGUGCCAGGAGCCUCAGAAAGGGAAGUUAAGAACCCCACCUAAAGCAGGUACUUGCUUUGGAGGUGCUGGGCCUCCCCCCUAGAGGAAGGUGAGAGGUGGAGCCAGGGAAGUGCUCCAGGGUUGCAGUGAGUGACCCAGGGGCCCCCGGGGGCACUGAGAUCCCUUCCUGCUCCCCUCUUUGCCUUCUCCUCUGCCUUCUCAUUCUCAGGUCUCCUCCUUUCUGGCUCUCUCUUCCUCUGUCUUUCAUCUUUCAGUGAACUUACAUGUGUUUCUAUCCAUUGACAGGAGAGGGAAUGUGACAUAGCAAAAAGAGAACUGGCCUCCAGGAGUCAGGAGGCUGCCUUUGAGACCCGAUUCUGCCCUGACCAGCUCCGUAAUCUUGGGGCAAGUUACUGAGUUUCUGAGCCUCAGCUUCCAGGUGUGUCAAAGGGGCCCAUCCCUGAGGUCCCUGCUCUGACAUUCAGUGAAGAGUGGGAGCAGGUCCUGUCUGAGAUCCAGAUGGGCCACAGGUGUUGCAUAGCUGGAAGUUCAUUCCCUUCUUCCUCAUUUGCUGACUCCCACUGAUUUCUCUUCCCUGCCUUCAUGUCCCUUUCCCCCUUGCUCCUGCCUGUACUCUGUGCUAGAUCUCCAAUGGCUCCCAUAGGAAUUAUGUUCUUGAGGCUGGAAGAACUUCAGCACCUCUUAGGCAGGCAGCCACGGCGGGUCCUGCCCUUCCUUUUCUCCUCGUUCCCCUCUCUGGGGAGUCUGGCUGGCUGUGUCGGGACUCUUCCAUAACGGAGCUACUCUCUGUGGACACUGCCAGGGAGAACGGAUGCAAUGAACGACUCGGCAUUUCUGGAGCUGUGGCACCCCAGGACAGUGUCCAUCCGGGAGCGGCUGGGCAUCGGGGACCAGCCGAAUGACUCCUACUGCUACAACUCAGCCAAAAACAGCACCGUGCUCCAGGGGGUCACCUUUGGUGGCAUCCCCACCGUCCUGCUCAUAGACGUCAUCUGCUUCCUGUUUUUAAUAUUGGUGUUUUCCAUCAUUAGAAGAAGAUUCUGGGAUUAUGGCUGCAUUGCUCUGGUGUCAGAAGCAGGCAGUGAGUCCAGAUUCCAGAGAUCAUCAUCUUCCUCCUCAGGGCAACAAGACUUUGAAUACCAGCUAGUAGGGAUCCUGCUCCUGGCUGACUGCGAUAUUCCGCCUGCAGGGAUUAAGCGAGGUAACCUGUGCCGUGCCCUGAGGCCCCGUGUGUGUGUCUCGGUCAGUGAUGAGCAGAUCCUGGAGUGGUGUGGGGAGGACGCCAUCCACUACCUGUCCUUCCAGAGGCACAUCAUCUUCCUGCUGGUGGUGGUCAAUGUCUUGUCCCUGUGCGUCAUCCUGCCCGUCAACCUCUCAGGCGACUUGCUGGAUAAGGACCCUUACAGUUUUGGGAGGACAACAAUAGCAAACCUAGAGACCAGCAAUAACCUUCUUUGGCUGCACACCAUCUUCGCGGUCAUUUACCUCUUUCUCACCGUGGGCUUCAUGCGGCACCAUUCCAAGUCCAUCAAGUACAAAGAGGAGAACCUGGUGAGGCGGACUCUGUUCAUCACGGGACUCCCCAGAGACACGAGCAAGGAGACCGUGGAGAGCCACUUCCGGGAUGCAUAUCCCACAUGUGAAGUGGUGGAGGCCCAACUGUGCUACAAUGUGGCCAAGCUGAUUUACCUGUGCAAGGAAAGAAAGAAGACAGAGAAGAGUCUGACCUAUUACACAAACCUGCAGGUGAAGACAGGACAGCGGACCCUCAUCAACCCCAAGCUGUGCGGCAAGUUCUGCUGCUGUGAAGUGCGGGGCUGUGAAUGGGAGGAUGCCAUCUCUUACUAUACACGCAUGAAGGACAGGCUGAUGGAGAAGAUCUCAGAAGAGGAAUGCAAAGUCCAGGACCAGCCUCUAGGAAUGGCUUUUGUCACCUUCCAGGAGAAAUCCAUGGCCACCUACAUCCUCAAAGACUUCAAUGCCUGCAAGUGUCAGGGCCUUCGGUGCAAAGGUGAGCCUCAGCCGUCCUCCCACAGCACAGAGCUCUGCAUCUCCAAGUGGACCGUCACCUUUGCAGCUUACCCUGAGGACAUCUGCUGGAAGAACCUGUCUAUCCAGGGCCUCCGCUGGUGGCUCCAGUGGCUGGGCAUCAACUUCACUCUCUUCCUGGGGCUGUUUUUCCUGACCACACCCUCCAUCAUCUUAUCCACCAUAGACAAGUUCAAUGUCACCAAACCCAUCCACGAACUGAACAACCCAAUCAUCAGCCAGUUCUUCCCAACGCUCCUCCUGUGGUCCUUCUCGGCCCUGCUCCCGACAAUCGUCUACUACUCCACGCUGCUGGAGUCUCACUGGACCAAGUCAGGGGAAAACCGGAUCAUGAUGACCAAGGUCUACAUUUUCUUGAUCUUUAUGGUGCUGAUCCUGCCCUCCCUCGGCCUCACCAGUCUGGAUUUUUUCUUCCGGUGGCUCUUUGACAAGACUUCUUCGGAGGGGUCUAUCAGGUUGGAGUGUGUCUUCCUGCCCGACCAGGGGGCCUUCUUCGUGAACUACGUCAUUGCCUCCGCCUUCAUCGGCAACGGCAUGGAGCUGCUGCGGCUGCCGGGCCUCAUCCUCUACACCUUCCGCAUGAUCAUGGCCAAGACGGCCGCCGACCGCAGGAACGUCAAACAGAACCAGGCCUUCGAGUACGAGUUUGGAGCCAUGUACGCGUGGAUGCUGUGCGUCUUCACUGUCAUCAUGGCCUACAGCAUCACCUGCCCCAUCAUCGCUCCUUUUGGCCUCAUCUACAUCCUGCUCAAGCACCUGGUGGACAGGCACAACCUCUACUUCGCCUACCUCCCAGCCAAGCUGGAGAAGAGGAUCCACUUUGCCGCUGUGAACCAGGCCUUGGCUGCCCCCAUUCUGUGCCUCUUCUGGCUCUACUUCUUCUCCUUCCUGCGCCUGGGUCUCAAGGCCCCGGCCACCCUGUUCACCUUUCUGGUUGUGCUGCUCACCAUCCUGGUCUGCCUGGCCUACACGUGCUUCGGAUGCUUCAAGCACCUCAGCCCCCUGAACUACAAGACAGAAGAAUUGGCAAAUGACAAAGGAGGUGAGGCAGAGACCCACAUGCCUCCACCGUUCACACCGUACGUGCCCCGGAUCCUGAAUGGCUUGGCCUCGGAGAGGACAGCCCUGUCCUCGCAUCAGCAACAGACCUAUGGCGCCAUCCACAACAUCAGUGGGACCCUCCCUGGGCAGUGCUUGACCCAGGGCCCUGCAGACAGUGUGGCUGCUGCCCACCAGGAAUCCUGAAGCAAGCUACUGGCUGGGCCCAGCUCAGAGGGAGCCUGGUGGUGAGGGGACCAGGUGGAGAAGCCGCUCAUCCCCGACCAAGUUCAGGACUUCUUUCCAUCCAUUUAAAGCACCGCUGUUGGGAAAGGGUGGAAUCAGACAGACCAGGGACUCAGGCCCUUGGCUGGGGUGGGCAGGGUGGGACUGCUAGCUAAGAGCCGUUGGGUGGUCUUUUGGACAGAGCAGUGGUGAAGGGGGCACAUGCAGCUCCCCACCCUUACUAGAGGCUCUGCUCAUUUCCCAAGCUGCCUUCUGCACAAGUUCCAGCUCUGGGCUGGAAUGAUGUCCCCGGUGAUUUUUAGCAAGAUCAUGUGUUGGAAUUUUGCCUCCCAGACCCACUAGCCUUGGUGAGUCUGGCAGGUAAUAGGGAGAAAUGUUUUCAGUGGAAGACCUCCCCCCUUGCAAACCCUCAGAUAUCCCUCUAUAGACAACCAUGGACACGUGCAUGCGCGUGCAGACACACACACACACACACACACACACGCACACACACUCUCUCUCUCUCUCCCCCUCUCCCUCUCCCUCUCCCUCCCUCUCUCUCUCCCUCUCUCUCUCCCUCUCUCUCUCCCUCCCUCUCUCCCUC
Messenger RNA from Choloepus didactylus (southern two-toed sloth), 4194 nucleotides. It is a transcript of the gene TMEM63A, whose product is annotated as transmembrane protein 63A. The record is from RefSeq and is a predicted model, not a curated record. NCBI's taxonomy places the organism in Eukaryota, Metazoa, Chordata, Mammalia, Pilosa, Megalonychidae. The transcript is spliced from 23 exons. Gene Ontology annotation, cellular component: plasma membrane. The coding region runs from base 1095 to 3572 and encodes 825 amino acids. Gene Ontology annotation, molecular function: calcium-activated cation channel activity; nucleic acid binding.